Messenger RNA from Closterium sp. NIES-65, 1017 nucleotides. NCBI's taxonomy places the organism in Eukaryota, Viridiplantae, Streptophyta, Zygnematophyceae, Desmidiales, Closteriaceae. The record is from the annotation of a GenBank genome assembly.
AUGGUGGUGAAGGUCUGUGGCGAAGACACGGAGCCGUCGAUUACGUGCGCGAAAGUGCACGACCAUCCGACGCUCGUGCUCAUGCGACACGGCGAGAGCAUGUGGAACGACCUGAAGCUGUUUACGGGUGACGUGGACAUUCCGUUGACGGAGCGCGGCGUGAUGGAGGCCAUGGCGGGCGGGCGGUCCGUGGCGGAGAUCGACUUCGACAUGAUCUUCACGAGCCGCCUCGUGCGCUCCAAGCAGACGGCGCUGCUCGCCAUGACGCAGAGCGUGCACAAGGCGGUGCCGGUGAUCGUGCGCGGCGGCUACUACGGGCGGGGCAAGACGGGCGACGAGAACCGACUGCGACUGCGGGAGGCGGCGGCGCAGGCGCUGAAGCAGGCGGCGUGCCGCAUGAUCCCCGUGUACGCCGACCCGCGCCUCAACGAGCGCUGCUACGGCGACUUGCAGGGGUUGAACAAGGAGGCAGCAGCGAAGGAGUUCGGGCACGAGCAGGUGGCCAUCUGGCGGAGAAGCCACGACACGCGCCCGCCCAAGGGGGAGAGCCUGCUGGACACGUCGGAGCGCACUCUGGCUUUCUUCCUGUCAACGGUGGAGCCGCGGCUAGCGGAGGGCAAGAACGUGCUGGUGGUUGCGCAUGGCAAUGUGCUGCGUUGCAUCAUCUCGUACCUCUGCGACCUCACUGAGCUCGAGAUGCUGCGCCUGCAUAUAGGCACUCGGCACCCCUACUGCUUUGUGUUUGACAGUGAGGAGUACGAUCAGUGCUGCUCCCUGCCCCCCGUGGACCCCUUAACACAGCGUGCUUUCUCUCCUUCCAUCCCCUCACCCAUCCCCCCACACCAGAUCGGCACGGCACACCCCUACUGCUUUGCCUUUGACGGCGAGGAGUAUGCGCAGUGCUGCUCGCUGCCCCCCGUGGACCCCGUAACACAGCGGCCCCGCCAGAACGUGCCGGUGGGGCUCGUGUCCGCCCUCAAGUCAGCGCGCACAGAGGAUAUCGACUCGCUCAUCUAG